AACAAGACACCAGAGUGUCAUUACAAAGAAGGAAGGUUGGAUCAUCGUGUGCAGAAUUUUACUUGAAUUUUGCAGUUGUUUUUUUAUGAUUAUUUUUGGAUUCAACAUUUGAAGAAGAAAAAGAAAUGGGAAUAGCAGUAAUCUUUGUCCUCUGCAGCUUGGCAGUAGGUAUUACUCGGACUGAGGUGAUUUUAAAGGCGGACAGACCCUAUUUAAGGGUGCUGGUCUCUGACGUUCCUCAACUGUUUUGCUGCUACAAAGGAAAGCCAGAGCUGGUCACUUGGUUCAAACGUCGUAAAUCUGGCAACGGCACUGUCAGUGUGCAAAGCAAUAGGGUUUUGCAGAAUAUGCCUUCCGAAGAUGACACUUUGUGCAGCAUCCUAACCUUCGCGCCAGUCCAAGUGAAUGACUCUGGACUGUACCAGUGUUUGCUGAACAGCAGUAAAGAGUUCACUCAUGGCACCUACCUUCACGUCUACAAGCCACUUGAGAAGACAAUAGACAUGACGGAAAGCACCAAAAACAAGAUCCUGACAGCCGAGGGAAUCCUGCUGUUACUGUGUGUGCUGGUGCCCUCCGCCACGCUUCUGUUCAAGUCAAAGACCUUACAUGAACUGCAGAAGAAGAAAGAGAAGAAGGAAGAGGAAAACAUAUAUCAGGGGCUAAAUCUGGAUGAUUGUUGCGCAACUUAUGAUCAGAUUGAACGCUCCCAGGCAAUGGGUCAGUACCAGGAUGUGGCCAACAUUGUGGAAGAAGGGGAGGAAGCGCAGCUCGAGAAACCAUGAAAGGAAGCCAAGAGAGAAGAUUGUGAAGUGUGUGAAAUCUUUAGCGUCUGAAAACAUAUUGCUUAACCACAUUCAGUCUUUUAAAAAAAUUAAAAUAGCCGUUGAUAAUACAGUCAUACUACUUAUUUAGAGCUGUUACCAGGAUUUUAGCCCGCUUAAGUUUCAUCUAUUUUGUUCAUUAAAACAAACAGCUGUGUGUGCUGUCUAUUUUUAGGACAAAGAAUAUGAAAUGCUGGUCAGAUGAUCAACAGUGAAAAAUGCUCACGAGAUGCUAGUUGCAGAGGAGAUUGUGCACAAAUGAACUCCUUCACAGUCCCUUGUGGUGGGAUUAUUUUUUGCUAUCAGCUUCUUUAAUGUUUAUAUAAGCUUCUAUAAAAUUAAUGUCUACUGUGCGACUUCAUGAUGUGUGACAAUCUGUGUGCUUUCUAUUGUUUCUGUGAUUACUGGAAGAAUAAACAGUGUUAAAAACAACAACAACAA
Stegastes partitus (bicolor damselfish) is the source of this 1265-nucleotide messenger RNA. RefSeq names its product CD79a molecule, immunoglobulin-associated alpha (gene cd79a). Lineage: Eukaryota; Metazoa; Chordata; Actinopteri; Pomacentridae. The record is from RefSeq and is a predicted model, not a curated record. Bases 126 to 785 code for a protein of 219 amino acids. The transcript is spliced from 5 exons. Gene Ontology annotation, biological process: B cell differentiation; B cell receptor signaling pathway. Gene Ontology annotation, cellular component: B cell receptor complex; external side of plasma membrane.